Rodentolepis nana is the source of this 213-nucleotide messenger RNA. Lineage: Eukaryota; Metazoa; Platyhelminthes; Cestoda; Cyclophyllidea; Hymenolepididae. The record is from the annotation of a GenBank genome assembly.
AUGGAAGAUCAAAACAAUUUGUCAUUUGUGGACCCUACUUCGGAAUUCGCUUCAAAUUAUCCGAAUGGGCUUAGUUUGGACGAUCUAAUUCCAUUUUACGAGGAUAUUGAAAAUGACAAACCCCUCCAGUUGGAAUGGAAAUUUCCUGGAAGGAUUAAGCGACCUUCCCCACUUGGUACUGUCCUCUUAUUUAUUUUUUUUUAUUUUAUCUAA